CCUCAGAGAAGCACACACUUUCAAUCAGAAUGGCUCCUACCUACACCAGAGACUCUGGCAAUACCAUGCUCUCUACUAAAGACAAGCAUAAACUAAGAAAACCUGUUGUGGAGAAGAUGCGUAGAGACCGCAUCAACACCUGCAUCGAGCAGCUCAAGACCCUGCUGGAGAGAGAGUUCCACAAGCAGGACCCCAACACCAAGCUGGAGAAGGCUGACAUUCUGGAGAUGACCGUGGUGUUCCUUAAGCAGCAGCUGCAUCCUCAGAGCCCAGUUCCUCAGAGGGCUCACAGUGAGGGAUACUCCUUUUGCUGGAGGGAGACACUUCACUUCCUGUCUUCCAGCUCCAUCGAGGACAUAACACUCCAGAACCUCCAAAAAACAAGUCAGCAUGUCAGCCCAUCCUCUCCGCUCUCCUCCCGACACCAACAUCAAAGCCAAGGCCCAGUGAAGCAGGCCAUUUGUGGUCAAAAAUCAGUUUGGAGGCCUUGGUAAAAUCGCAGCGUAGGGGCUGUCUAUCUCACAAACUGGAUGGGUGUUUGCCAUCUUUCUUGCUGUAGGAAAUCUAUUUCCAAAUGUUGUAUUGAAAUGAUGAUUCUUUUCUUGUCAUAUAUGAAAGGAACUCUACUGAUUAAUUGCUCGCUGAGUGAAAAAUAUAUUGGUAUUACUUCAUAUUGAAGAAUAGGUUUGUAAGUGGCUCUUCAUAAGAGCAGCUGCUAAAUGACUAAAUUGUCAAUGUAAACAUGUUCAAUGUUUUACUUGUGUGGUUAUGUAUGGAGGUAUUUUGUGCUCAUUUGAUGCACCAAUGUGUUCUCUUUUGUUAUGAAUUUUCUAUGAAGAUGAAUUGUAAAGGUUAUAUCUAUAUCCUACAUGGGUGCUUGGUCAACUAAAACCUUUAACACUAUUAUACUGUUGUAUAUUUACAAAUGCAUUGAUCAGCCUUUUGUAAAAGCUUUUCCAAAUGUUUUGUUUCAAUGUCAUCCCUGUUGUGAUGUAACAUGUAUUAUUGACACUGUGUGUUUCAUUCUCACUUAGUAAAGUGAAAAUCUCAAUCGGAUUCCAAUAAAUAUUUAGGAAAUUAAUCAUACUUUGUGCGUGUUUUCAGUGGACCAGGGGAUGAUAUUAUCACAUAAACAUUAUAUGGAAUAUCAAAAUGAUAUUAACAGAAGUGGAAAUUA
Esox lucius (northern pike) is the source of this 1177-nucleotide messenger RNA. RefSeq names its product hairy and enhancer of split-related 15, tandem duplicate 1 (gene her15.1). The transcript is spliced from 2 exons. NCBI's taxonomy places the organism in Eukaryota, Metazoa, Chordata, Actinopteri, Esociformes, Esocidae. The record is from RefSeq and is a predicted model, not a curated record. Gene Ontology annotation, biological process: regulation of neurogenesis; anterior/posterior pattern specification; regulation of transcription by RNA polymerase II. Gene Ontology annotation, cellular component: nucleus. Gene Ontology annotation, molecular function: DNA-binding transcription factor activity, RNA polymerase II-specific; RNA polymerase II cis-regulatory region sequence-specific DNA binding; protein dimerization activity. The coding region runs from base 30 to 494 and encodes 154 amino acids.